Molecule: messenger RNA, 1557 nt
Organism: Cladophialophora immunda
Lineage: Eukaryota; Fungi; Ascomycota; Eurotiomycetes; Chaetothyriales; Herpotrichiellaceae
Exons: 4
Coding region: 1-1557 (518 amino acids)
Molecular function (GO): heme binding; monooxygenase activity; oxidoreductase activity, acting on paired donors, with incorporation or reduction of molecular oxygen
Source: RefSeq, a predicted model, not a curated record
AUGGAGUACCAUCCCUCCCUCUUGCUCGCAGUGGUCGUGGUGGCCGUCCUGGCCCUCAAGUACUUCAAUCAGACGGACAUUCCCAAGAUCAAGGGGUUGCCAGAGAUUCCUGGAGUACCCAUUUUUGGUUCUCUUCUGAAGCUGGGUGAUAGCCAUGCACGGGCAUGUGCUCAACUGGUACCCAAGUAUGGUCCCGUGUUCCAGGUGCGACUUGGGAAUCGGCGAGUUAUUUUUGCCAAUUCAUUCCAAGCGGUGAAAGAUCUGUGGAUUGGCCAUCACGCCGCUAUGAUAUCCCGUCCAACGUUCUGGACCUUUCACAAGGCGGUCUCGAAAAACGACGUAUUCACUUUGGGCACUUCACCCUGGAAUGACUCGGUCAAAGUGGUACGAAAGAUGGCGUCAACGGCCAUCAAUCGGAGGGCUGUACAGACAUAUCUGCCUCUAAUCGACCUUGAAUGUACGACGAGCCUCAAGGAAAUAUUGGACAAUUCCGAGCACGGCGAUAUUAACCCUAAUGGGUACUUUCAGAGAUUCUCACUCAAUAUUAGUCUGCGUUUGAACUACGGAUUCCGCAUCAAAGGCUCGGUUCAGGACAAAAUGCUCAAUGAAGUCGUUGACGUCGAGCGCGAGCUGGGACUUCUCCGUGGCUCGGCGCACUGCUGGCAGGAUUACAUACCGAUCUUGCGCUUGUGGCCGCGAUAUCGAGCUCAUGCAAAAACUCUGGCUGCGAGGCGAGACGAAUAUAUCUUGUCGUUUCUGGAUGAGCUGAAACGACGAAUGGAGAAUGGCACAGACAAUCCAUGCAUUACGGGCAAUGUAUUGAGAGACCCAGAGGCCAAGCUUACUGAUGGACAGUUGAAGACUUGUUGUCUGACCAUGGUUGCCGCCGGUCUUGAUACGUUACCAUCCAACAUCAAUCUAAUGAUCGCAUAUCUUGGUUCUCCGCACGGUCAAGAAAUACAAGCUCGAGCUUACGAAGAACUGACCAAGACAUACCCUGACGGAGACGGUUGGCACGCGUGUAAAGAGGCCGAAACGUGCGAAUACUUGGUGUCUUUCAUCAAGGAAAUGCUUCGAUAUUGGAGUACAUUGAAUCUGGCCUUUACUCGCGAGACUGUCAAGCCUAUCGAAUACAAAGGGGCCGUGAUUCCCGCGGGCACUCCUAUGUUCUUGAACACGUAUGCUGCCAACCAUGACCCUACUCACUUUAAGGACCCUGAAUCCUUCAUCCCAGAGCGAUUCAUGGGCCAAGAGACGGUCGGCGGUGGCAUACAGCAGAUGGCAUAUGGAGCUGGGGCCAGACAAUGCGAAGGAGCUCAUCUGGCCAACCGGCAGCUUUACAUCAUCUUUACACGGUUAUUCCUGGGCUUCCGCAUCUACGAGACAAGUGAUCUUUCUGCGCGACCGAUUUUAGAUCCUAUCGAGUGCAGCAUGGACAAGACUGGCUUGGUGUCGAUCCCGAGAGCGUUCAAGGUUCGGUUUGUGCCUCGUAGCCGGCCACAAUUGGAGAAGUGGAUUCACGAGUCUUUGGUUGCCACCGAGUCGUUUGAUGUAUGA